CGGUGAAUCGCGUGUCUGGUGCUCGGUCGUCGCGUCGCGCGUCGCACCGCGUUUCCCCGUGCGCAAGUCGCGUUGUGCGAACGCUCAUUAAACGUUUCGUGUGUUGUCCUUCGCCCCCGCGGUGCGUGCGGUUUCGCGUGUGCCGGAGCAGCGGGCUCGGGGGCGCGCGCAGGGGGGAGGCGAUUACGGAGUCGAACGCAGCGCGCGUGGGUGACAGCGUCGCGCGCGUGCCGCGUUGGAAGAGAGUACGCCGUAUACUCGGAGACGGAUUCCCGAAUACUCUGCGGAAGAAAGGAGAGAGAGAGCCAACAGCGAACUCGCGCGAGCGCGCGCGCGCGCGCGCGAGAGAGAGCAAUGGCGCGUGCGGGCCGACGCGCCGCGGGUGCGACGUGUACACGGCGCGGCAGAUGAUACCGCGGCACCCGGAUCCGCGUGGUAUGUUGUUUACGUUGCGCGCGGGGAUCUCACGUACGUGUUUACGACGGCGCAGCGCGCUGCUGCCCACCGAAGGAGACCUCGAGCGCGAGCAGCCGCGUCGUGAGCCGCCAUGAGACGCAUCAGCGUUGGCGGUAUGAGCCGGCCGUCCAAAGCCGUGACUCAAGCGAAGAAAGUAGCACCACCAGCUGUACCAGACGUGUUUCGACACUCCGGUUCCUCUUUUGGCUCGGCUGGAUAUGCUAGCAGCGAGGAUAGCUGCUUCCUCUCCGGAAGCGGCCCCGGGGGCACGGCGGACGAUGGUUCCUACGGGAUGCCAUCUGGAAAAAGUCCGGGACCUAUUUUUACCCAUUCGGGCUUCGCCUUUCCGCCGGUGAUCGGCAAGUAUGCCCACGCCGAAGAUCAAGGUAUCGAUAUGACCCAGAGUCCUGGCAGAGACAGUCCCGGUAGUUCCGGAUCGGGUUCCGGUUCUAGGCACUCUACAGCGUCAUUAGAUUCUGGAAGAGCGUCUGGAUAUCACUUGGGACCUAGAGGACCUGGCGCGCUCGCCUCAUCUCCUAGAUGUUCUAUUAGUUCCCUCGGAAGUCAUCCUGACCGACCGGCAGACCUCGACGUCGUUCACGCUUGGUUAAACGAGCUCCAAUUUGAAGAAUACUUCCCCUUGUUUGCUUCCGCAGGUUACGAUCUUGCUACUAUAACGCGCAUGACACCGGAGGAUCUCACGGCUAUAGGUAUCAAGAAACCUAAUCAUAGGAAACGACUAAAAGCGGAAAUAGACAAUUUGAAUAUAGGAGAUGGAUUGCCGGAGCAUGUACCCGGAUCGUUGGAAGAAUGGCUCAGGCUUCUCAGGCUCGAGGAAUAUCUUGGCGCACUUCAUCAACAGGGUAUGCGAUCCGUAGAGGACGUGACAACUCUCACUUGGGAGGACCUUGAAGACAUCGGUAUCGUACGGUUAGGGCAUCAGAAAAAAUUAUUGUUAGCAAUUAAGAGAGUUAAGGAUAUUCGCGCUGGCAAGCGUAUACAGCCACUCGACCUUGCGCGUCUGCCGCCACAUCCUGGACAUACACAGGACGUUGUUAUUCAACGAGGUGGACCUGAUUUACCAUCGCCUGAUGAGGAUUGUUCCUCGCCUGUACUUAGAUCUUUUCAAAGGGGUGGAAACGAUACCACUUCUGGUGUUGCUUGGAAAAGUAUGUACGCCGCGUUUCCAACCGACUAUAAUACAGUUGGCCGUACUAGCUCCCGGGGAAAAUCUUUGGAGAGUCUAGAAGAUGCGCCUCUUGGCUAUCCUCCGUCACCAGCGCCAACACCGCAUCCACAACCUCUCGAUUGGCGUCCCCGCAGUUUCGAGGACGGCGAUCUUACACCCACGAAUGAUGCUUCCGUUGUAGAUGCUGGUGGUGGCACUCUUCCACGACCAAGACAUUGCCUCGUUCGCCCGCGGCCCGUAGCCAAGGUCACUGCGACACCGGGACAAUAUAAGUCCUUGCCGAGAGACUUGGAUAACAAGUAUCAAUUAACGUACGGGCUCGAGAGUAGUCCGCAUCUUCCAAAACGAUGUCCUCCAUCACCCCCAAGACGACAAAGUUCUAGAGACACGACUAGUUCUUCCGUAAUCGGUGUCGGUGGCUCGGCGGUUGGUGACGUCGUGAUAGACUGUAGCGGGCCAGUGCCAACCGCAUCAUGCGACGAUCAUCACAUUCAUCAACAUCAUCAUCAACAUCACCAUUUGCUUCAUCAUCCACCGCCACCGCCGCCGGCACCUACGCCGGCACCUUCUACGCCUCCGCAACUAAAUCGACCGUCUUCUUCCAUGUCACGUUCGUGGGGUAGCGUCAGCGUUAAUAUUAACGAAGAGCACGAGCUAAUUGCAUCUCUCGCCCUGCAGCAUCGCAACGGAUCAGACGCUAGUUUUAAAUCAAGUUCGAGUACAGAAUCAGAUUCAUUACCGUUUGCCAACGAGAAUGCCGGCACGAUAAAACAAAGGGCCAGUCGAGCACAAGAAUACAUGGCGGGUGGCCCUAACAGUGGUAUCGGCGGUCACUUAAUCAAUCAUCAUUCCAAUGGUGGUGAACCUGCGGAUGUUUUGAACGACAUUGGAAAUAUGCUUGCCAAUCUUACAGAUGAGCUCGACGCAAUGCUCGAAGAAGAGAAACGCCAGGGCCUGAACUCAUAAUCGUCACUGCCUUCGUUUGCACUUUUCUAUUCAACUAAAGUUGCCAUAGGAUUGCAGGCUUUGAUAUAUGAAAUAAAUAAACUUGAUUAGUGCAACGUACACAAUUAGACACAAGUGAAUUGCAAUUCACGACGGGAUAAACUGAAUCGCGUUGAGACUCGAGGAUCUCAAAUUCUAAGAUUCUUAAAGACGGAAAUAUUUACCGAUAUAUAAAUCUAUAUCUUCGUUGCGAGGAAGAACAGAAUCUUUUAUUCCAAAAAAAAAAGAACAAAUAACAUAUUACGUCGCUCGAAAUUGAUGAGAAUAUUCUGUUUCAUAUUGUGUAGAUUAACGCAUAUCCGAAAUUAUUUUUGCGUAAUUUAUACUUUGCUCUGAUCUUUUUUUUUUUUUUUUUUUUUUUUAUUGAAAGAGGAAAUUUACUUAUUUUUGCAUGGAAACAUUGAACGUUCCAGCAAAUUUCUGUACGCAGCUGUGGUAUUGCAUCUAUAGUGAUAAUGCACAAUCUUUUUCUACUUUCUUUUGGAGUAGUUGUAGAAUUAUAUUCUUUCUCAUUGUUCUUUUUUUCUUUUAAAAUGGACAAUAUUAGAAACGAGUGAUAAUAUACGUGUCGCUCUAUUCUAUAAUGAAUUAGGGCAACCCAGUAUUCAAACAAAUAUGAAAUACUGAUGUGGCAGGGGGAGGGGAGAAAGGGAAUAAAAUUUCCUAACGGAUACAGAUAUAUUAAUAUAAUUAUGAUUUAUGCGGGUCAUGUUGCAGGCAAUUCGAAAAGAACACAUGUGUCUUCUGUAUAAAGCCAUUUUAUAUCUGUAACUUUGUAACUAAUCAAACCCGACCCCUCUUCUCUAAAAAAAUCUGGUUUUCGUUAACAUACGUACAUUCCAAUUGAUAUUUUUCCAUUUCCGUCCUUUGUUAAAUCGAUAAUACGAUAGAAAUCGAAAAUUUUCUACUCAUAGUUGACUAUGAAAGCAAGGUGCAAAGAAAGAUAAUCAUGUGUUCCAUCGCCCAAAUAAAGCAGCUCCGAACGUUAGAGACAUAUUCGUAGGGAGAUUGUUACAAUGGUGAAAAAUAAUCAACAGGUUGCACUUGGUUGCAUCCCGAUAUGAAUUUAUAGAAUCUUACAUGAUUUUUUUUUUUUUUUAGGAGACACUGAUAGUGCUUCCUCUUUUAACAGAGAGGUCUAUGAGGGAUGCUAUUGAUCGUAUUUAGAAUUUCAAGGCAAUAUGGUUUAGUACAGAGAUAUAAGUAAUGUAUGCCAAUUAACAUUUUGUAUUUAUUAUCUGUACUAAUGAAUAUAGAAACGUACAUAGCUUACCAUUACUGUGUGGCACAUCUGGAUAUGGCGAAGCAGUUGGAAGGUAUUCAUAUGUAUUAAAUCAAAGUGGUAGCUGCGGGGACACUUUUGAGACAGACGCUCGAAAGACGGUCUUCCGAAAAUGCGUGUCACUGGUACGUUUUGCGAUCUGGACGUAAUAUUUUGCAAGAAACUUUUUAUAAGGUGCUAUAUACGACAUAUACUUAUAGUAUUGUAAGUUGAUAUGUCGAAAACAUUUUUUAUCUAUCUUUGCAAUAACUGAUGCAAAUGGCAGAGAUUUAAAUUGAGAAUCCCUCGAGAAACAACAUGGUAAAAAUCUUACAUAACAUUCUUGAUAUUUCAAGCUGGAAAAAAAAUGUUUUUUGUACGAACAAAUUUAUAUUAAUAAUUGAAUACUUAUACAAAUGUAUUAAUACGUGUUACGUAUUAUUAAUAUUUGCUACACACAAAAGUGACCUAUAUGCCCAUUUUCCCAAUGAGAGAUCACUUUACGUACCAGUUUUAAUGACUGAAAAUGCAAAACGCAUGAUUUAUAAAAUAAAUAAUUAUUAUAACACCAUUCUUGCGUGACACAUUCUAUUUUUAGUUCUAAUGAGAGUUGUUGUUUAUAACCAAAUCCAAUCGCGCUCUGCAGAUAAGGAAAGAACACCUGGUAAAACGUAUAUAAAGUUUUGAGGUAUAUCAUUAUACUUAGAAUUAAUUAAUGAAAAAUGAAGAAGACUGCCCAGUGCAGAAUUAGAGAUUUGUCUUGUUAAUUACUGUAGAUGUAUUAUAAUUCUAUAUAGUAUAUAUAUGUGUGUGUACAUAUAUAUCAUAUAUAUAUAUAUCUUUCAUAUAUAUUGUAUAUAUACACACAUACACAUACACAUACAGGAUAUUCAACUAUCCUUUUAAUGACAUCCUUUGGCCAAUUUGUAAUUUUUUCCUAAUAAGAAUGGGAAGUCACUACUUAUCCUUCUCUUUCUACUUUUAUCCUUCGAUAAUAUAUCUUUCUAACUAAGCCAUAAAUUAAAAUUAAGCUCCAUUUGACAUGAUAUAAAGAAUGUAGUUUAUUUCCACUUGCCUUUUUGAGAUUCAAUUUGCAAUAAAUCUUUGCUUCUUAAUCGCUUAUAAGUUGGAAAUUAUUGAUGGUUCUAAUUGUAAAUGUGCAAUUUGAUAUAUUAUUCCUAAGGAAAAAUUGAUUGAUUACAUUGGUCAAAGAAUCUAUCAUUAAAAAUCUGUUUUGAGGACAUCCUGUACAUACAUGUAUGUAUAUACACCAUUAGCAAGCAAGUUUAUAAGGGCAUAUUCUCCACAAUACGUCUUUGAAAGAGAAAGAUGUGUGAACUACCGUUUAUAGGGAAAUCGCAGUCACAUAAUCGACAUGCGAUUUGGCGCUAAUAACUCUAAUAAGUUAUUACAACAGAUUGUAGAUUUGUAUUGCAAUUUGAUAUUUAUGUAAUAUAGCAAUGCGCAAUUAUUCGAUCAAAUCAUAUCUGAUUUUGCGCCGUAAAGACUAUAAUAUUGUGAUUUAUUUCAAUCGUCAUUGCACUUACAUAUUAAUUGUUUUUCGCAAUCAAAUUACCACGUCCCGUUUACAUUUUGUUUUAUACCGAUAAACAUCUGAGUUAUUUAAAAUUUAUUUAUGUUAGAAGUGUUAUAAAUCAAUAAAAGAAUUAUAUCAUUGCAUAUCUUAAUAGUAGAGGUAGCAAUUGGUCGUGUUAAAAGAUGUGUAAAUUAAAUUUUGGAAAGACGAGCAUACGUUGUUUUACUCGAUUUUUUUAUAAUACUGUUAGCAGUCCAAGCAGUAGAGUGACGUUAAAAGACGACUUAGAGACGUUUAGUAAAUUAAAAUAAACAUUACUACGUCUUUUAAUGAUCUGCUGCUUGAGAAGCAACAUCGAUUUAUAUGGUAAUAAAUAUUAUCUACUCUGAUUAGCCAUCUCAAUAUUCACAUAACAUUGUUUCCACCGUCUUGUUAAUGUUCAACAGUUCAUUUAAAUAUAUAAAAGUAUGCUCGUUUCAAAUGUUAUGUAUGUUAUAAGAGAAGAUCUAACAAAAUAUCACAACGACAUUAUCAAAUAUUAUAACGAGUUAUUUGUAAUUUAUUACAUGAAUUUAUUUUCUAAUUAAUUGCGUUCUAACUAUAGGACAGUGUACAAUAUAGUUUAUGACGUUUCUUACUAGCGAUAUAAAUUACUUUUUUAUAUCCGGGGACAAAUUUUUCAUGUAUAAUUUUGUAUAAAAUACAUCCAUACAUGUUUUCUUUCUCUUGUAUCUCUGUUCAUAUAUACACAGAGAAUAAUAAGUAGAGUUAAAAAAUAAUUGAAAGGAUAAUUUUCGCAUUGUUUUUUUUUUUUUACAAAAAAUGAAGUUUGAGGAAAUUAGAAAGUAUUGUCCAUAUAUAAUCAUGUAUAAAUGUAACAAUCGCAUAUAAGAUA
Molecule: messenger RNA, 6343 nt
Organism: Temnothorax curvispinosus
Lineage: Eukaryota; Metazoa; Arthropoda; Insecta; Hymenoptera; Formicidae
Gene: ckn
Product: caskin-1-like
Exons: 7
Coding region: 548-2611 (687 amino acids)
Biological process (GO): axonogenesis; cell surface receptor protein tyrosine phosphatase signaling pathway
Cellular component (GO): focal adhesion; axon
Molecular function (GO): signaling adaptor activity; protein phosphatase binding
Source: RefSeq, a predicted model, not a curated record